Scatophagus argus is the source of this 717-nucleotide messenger RNA. RefSeq names its product C-X-C motif chemokine 10. Lineage: Eukaryota; Metazoa; Chordata; Actinopteri; Scatophagidae. Gene Ontology annotation, biological process: inflammatory response; cellular response to lipopolysaccharide; neutrophil chemotaxis. Gene Ontology annotation, cellular component: extracellular region. The record is from RefSeq and is a predicted model, not a curated record. Bases 81 to 404 code for a protein of 107 amino acids. The transcript is spliced from 4 exons. Gene Ontology annotation, molecular function: chemokine activity; CXCR chemokine receptor binding.
AAACCCAGACUUUACUCCAGUCACUCUCACAUUCACUCUCACAUCCUUUUUGGCACCAAAAGAUCAAAACAACCACCAAGAUGACUAAACCACUGCUCCUCCUGGCUGCUCUGACUCUCUGCUGCUGCAUCACUGCUCUGCAUGCUUUUCCCAGGCAGGGGUGUCGCUGUUUAGAUACCAGGUCAGCUCCUGUCCUUGUUCGGGUCAUAGAGAAAAUUGAGGUGAUUCCCAUCUCAGGACGCUGCCGCCAGACUGAAAUCAUAAUCACCAGAAAGAAUGGCUCCAAAGUUUGUGUUGACCCACAGGCAAAGUGGUUCAAAUCCCUGUUCAGCAAUUUGCAAAAGGACAAUGUGACAUCCAGCUCAACCACUGUUUCACCCACUGCUUCAGCAAUCAUCUUCUGAUCAUAAUGUGUGGCAACAUUUUACCAAACAGUGGCUUCACAUAAAUUUAAGAAGCUGUAAAUCAAUUGUAGGACGACCGUCUACUGUCUUAGAGCUUCCUUCUUCAGUACCUAUGUGUUUAUGUUGCAUUUUACUGUCAAAAACCACAAAUCUGUACAGUGAGGUAAUGACUGUUCCUGAUAAACAACGCGUAAAACAGACAAUGCUUUCCCGUAAAUGUGAAUAAUAUCCUGCUGUCCGCAUUGUAUUGGUUCCAUUUUGGAUGAUGCUGUAACUCGUCUUUCAAUAAAAAAUAAAAGCACAGACAAUAUGA